AUGGCGCAGAACAAUGGUGUGCCGCCGAAUGCAGGUGCCGGACAGAUGCCACAACCACCGAACAUUCAGGAUCAGGUGAUGCAGAUCCUCACGAAUCAGCAGAUGUUGAUGGCGGAAAUGGCACAACAGCUGGCCGCCACCCAAGUUGCCAUCAGGAAUCUCUCCCCCGAUGAAAGAGUUCUGGACUCGUUAUCGAGUAACAUGGCGGAGUUCGUGUAUGACAAGGACAAUGGUCACACGUUCGACGCAUGGUUUUCUAGAUACGUCGAUCUCUUUGAUAAAGACGCUUGGAAUCUCGAUGACGCGGCAAAAGUGCGACUGCUUCUGCGAAAGCUAAGCCCACCCGAUCACGAGCGCUAUAAUAGCUUCAUACUCGAGGACAGUGAUGAUUACCUGGCAUACUCAUGCAAGGUUAACAAGGCUUGCGUCGAUUUCAAGCUUUCGGAAUUGACUGAAGAGCAAUUUAAAUGCCUUAUUUACGUCUGCGGUCUAAAGGGAAAGCAGGAUGCUGAAAUUCGAAUGCGGCUUAUCAACAAGUUCAAUGAAGCCGUCGAUCUUACGCUACAGCAAGUCGUGGAGCAGUGUAACAGCCUCGUCAACCUAAAGCAGGACGCCGUCCUAGUCGAGAAUCCGUCGUCCGUGGUGAAUGCCGUUGCUUACAAUAAGUGGCCGAAGUCGAGACAUCAGUCAGCAGUAUCGAAUUCGUUCCAUCCCCAUCAACGUGAGCAACCGAAGACUCCCUGCUGGUCGUGCGGGGGGAUGCAUUACAAAAAGGACUGCCGAUUCCGCGACCGCAAAUGCAACGAGUGCGGUAAGGUUGGGCACCGCGAGGGCUAUUGUGCCUGUUUCCAAUCGAGGGCUUCGUCUAACGCAUCGACACACACUGCAUCGAAGAGGAAGCGACCCUCGACGAAGACCGUGACCAUCCACAACAGCAGCCAGGGUAGAAAAUUCGUCGAGCUCCAGGUCAACAACGUUCCUCUUCGAUUACAAUUGGACACAGGAUCCGAUAUAUACUUAAUUUCGCACCGAUCGUGGAUCAAAAUGGGUCAGCCGAAAACAAAACCAACGGUGUGCACCGCACGAACGGCUUCCGGACAUCCACUCAAGCUGGUUGCCGAGAUGUGGUGCAGCAUUUCCCUCAACAACGUCACCAAAGAGGGUAAGUGGUUCGUUGCCGCUCCUAACGUCAGCGCUCAACCAAAUCAGUCGCUGGCUACUCUGCAAGCCAAAUUCCCGGAAGUAUUCAGCAGCAAGGUAGGCCUCUGCACGAAGGCUCCUGUCAAGCUGGUACUGAAAGGAAACCCAAAUCCAGUUUUUAGACCAAAGCGUCCCGUAGCCUACUGUAUGGAAGGUGUGGUAGAGGAUGACAUCUGUCGGUUGGAGUCCCUAGGCAUCUUGAAGAAGGUGGAUUUCGCUGAUUGGGCAGCCCCGAUCGUAGUGGUUCGGAAGUCCAAUGGAACCGUCCGAAUCUGUGCUGACCGAAUCUGUGCUGAUUUUUCAACCGGGCUCAACAAUGUGCUGGAGCCAAAUCAGUACCCCCUACCGCUGCCCGAAGACAUCUUCGCCAGAAUGUCCAGUUGUCGGGUGUUCAGUCACAUCGACCUUUCCGAUGCCUACUUACAGAUCGAGGGCCUCUUUCAAUUCACCCGCUUAUCGCCCGGCAUCAAAUCCGCUCCAGGUACAUUCCAACAGCUAGUGGAUACGAUGCUUGCCGGUCUCACUUGUACCGUUGGGUAUUUGGACGACAUCGUAGUGGGUGGUCGAACGCAAGAGGAACAUCAACGCAAUCUUCACCUCACCUUGCAACGGCUGCAAGAAUUCGGCUUCACGGUCCGCAUCGAAAAAUGCAGCUUUUACAUGCGUCAAGUGAAGUACCUCGGACAAAUACUCGAUAGUGACGGGAUUCGUCCGGAUCCAGACAAGAUUGCACCGAUCGUCAGUAUGCCAACACCGAACGACGUUACCACGCUGCGGGCGUACCUUGGAGCUGUAAAUUAUUAUGGCAAAUACGUUCCAGAGAUGCGCACCCUUCGACACCCUAUGGAUCAGCUACUGAAGACUGGUUCCCCACUUCUGUUGACGCAUUAUAAUCCAAACUUGAAAAUAGUUGUGUCGGCGGACGCUUCCUCAAUCGGGUUAGGUGCCCGGAUCGCUCACAAGUUCCCGGAUGGCACUGUAAAAGCUAUUUGCCAUGCUUCGCGCAGCUUGACAGCAGCGGAGAGUAAUUAUAGCCAAAUCGAGAAGGAGGCUUUCGGAGACGCAGAUAUCCUGUCUCGCCUGAUCAAUCGCCAUGUUCGUCCGGAAGAGGAAUUCAUCAUUGCCAACGUCGAGUUCGAAAGCAGUAUCCGAAGCAUCAUGAACCAGUCGCUGGAGGCCCUGCCAGUUUCGUUCAAGAUCGUACAAGCCAAGACCCGUAAGGACAAAACUCUGCAACAGGUAGCCCAGUACGUCAAAACAAUGUGGCCGGAGAAUAAAGCUAGCAUCACGAAUCCACACAUCCAGGAGUUUUUCCAUCGUCGCGAGGCCCUCUCAAUCACCGCUGGCUGCUUGAUCUACAUAAAGGCCAUCCAGGUAUCGACCGAAUGCGUUCUCUUGCGCGUCAGUACGUCUACUGGCCCCAUAUCGGAUAUCGAACACCUGGUGCAAACGUGCAAUGAGUGUUCGAGUGUAGCGAAGACGGAUCGUAAAACCUGCCUCGAGUCGUGGCCAGCCCCGGAGAAACCCUGGCAACGAAUUCAUCUCGAUGACGCCGGUCCUAUGGAUGGGUGGUACUACUUCAUCCUAGUGGACGCCUACACCAAGUGGCCGGAAGUGGUCCAAACAAAAGAUAUUACAUCUGCAGCGACGCUCCGAAUCCUACGCAACAUUUUUGCCAGAUUCGGGUUUCCAGAGACGGUGGUGAGUGACAACGGGACUCAAUUUACGAGCGAAGUAUUCGAGGCUUACUGUGAGUCCAACGCUAUUCUGCACCUGAAGACUGCUCCCUAUCAUCCGCAGUCGAACGGGCUCGCUGGAAGCAAUCAGUUAAGAACCCGUCAUCUGUCCGACAAGCAACUGCCUGCGUUCGAAUCACCAAGGGAUCAGCAAACUCCGUUGAGUAUCCUGCUGGGCUCCUGGAACCUGAAUGCUUUAACGCCCGAACUGGAUGAUCUGCCUCCUCUUCCUCCUGAGCUGAAUGAAGAUCUGCCCCCGCAGGUCAGUCAUCGUCAACAACACAGUUCCCCUCAACAACAGCAACAACAACCAACAGCAGCUCGCACGUCUUCGAGGACUCGAAGGCUUCCUGCGAGAUAUGUGCCUUACCAUCUGUGUUAA
Messenger RNA from Ochlerotatus camptorhynchus, 3318 nucleotides. RefSeq lists its product as uncharacterized. Bases 1 to 3318 code for a protein of 1105 amino acids. The transcript has 8 exons. Gene Ontology annotation, molecular function: nucleic acid binding. Gene Ontology annotation, biological process: DNA integration. Lineage: Eukaryota; Metazoa; Arthropoda; Insecta; Diptera; Culicidae. The record is from RefSeq and is a predicted model, not a curated record.